AAUUAAUAUCCUUCCCAUCAACACACGACCGGGGGAGGAGGAGGAAUAAGAGGAGAAGGAGGUGAAGAAGGAAUAAUAAUUUGAAAAAAGGGAUUGAUGAGCUAGUGAUGCAAACGAUGAAGAAAACAAAUUCUUGAUAAGGAAGAAAUGGUAGUGAGGAAAGAGUAGAUAAGGUGACGUAGGAGAAAGAGGAAUAGAAGGAUGAGGAGAAAGAGGAGUAGUUGAGAAAGGAGAUUGAUAUGCUAGUGAUGUCAAUAAGGAUAACAAGGAUAGUUGACAAGGAAGGAGUAAGGAAGGAUAAGGAUGAAACUAAGAGUAAGGAAAUGUGGAAGAAAGCGUAGGUGAAGUUAGAAAAGUCUAAGACAAGAUUAAGGAAGAGGUGAGAAUAGAUAGGAGAGCAAGACGACAGUAAACGUAAGGGAAAAGGUGGUAUAGUGAAUGUGGUGGUGAAGGAGAAUGAUAAGACAGAAAGGAAUGGCUGAUAAGAGAGAUGAAUAGUUGUAAAGGACGAUAUACGAGUGAAGAAUGAAAGAUGAAAAAAGAAAGAUAAUACAUAAUUUAUUAUCGGAGUAUAGUAGUGAGGGAGAAUGAUAAGAAAAGGAUGUGGUAAGCUCAAUGAAUUGAGGAGAAAGAGGAUGUAAUGAAGGAGGAGGUGGAAGAAAAUAACGUGAUAGAAAUAACUGUAGAAGAGGUGGAAGAAUGAAUAGAGGAAUAGUAGGAAAAUAGAUCAGAGAUGAGAGAAUAUGUUUGAUAAGGUAAAAGGUAAUAGGGAGGACAGAUAAAGUGAUAGAAAUAACUAUAGUAGAAGUGGGAGAAUGAAUAAAGAGCAGUAAAAGGAAAAUAGAUCAGAAGUGAGAGAAUAUUUUUGAUAUGGUGAUAGGGAGGACGUGGAGAAGAACAAGUGAAGGAGUGAGAAGGGGAGAAAUGAAUAAAAUUGAAUAGGUGUUUGAAGUAAGGAUGAAAAGAAAAGAAGAAGGAACAGAAGGAUCAGGAGUAGAAGUAGAAUGAUGGAGCGAAUGAGAAGGGGAAUGCGAUAUGAAAGAAGAGAAUACAAAAAUGAGAGGGGUGAGAGAAGAUCUUAGGUUAGAAGAGAAGUGUGAAGUGAUAGAUAAGGAGAAACAUGGGGGAGUAUGGAGAUGAUGGAUAAGAAGAAUGGAAUAACAAAAGGAAAAGAGAAAGAGAUGAUAAGAAUGUGAAAUUUAUAUUUAUAUUUGUAAUUCAACUUCAAAAUUGAAUAGGUUGAAAUUUGGUGGAAAAUGAUUAUGAAGAAAAUGUUAAUUUUACCAUUUGAAAGAAGAAGAGGGAGUGGAGAAUGGAAUCAAAAUUAUUAUAAAGACUUUUUGUAACAGUUUUCAAUUACAGAAGUCUUGAAUUCUUGUAGUCAAAGAAGAAGUUGAAGAAGUAGGAAAAUGAAAAACAAGAACAAUAUACAAAAGUCUUGAAUUCUUGGAGUUAAGAAGAAGUAUAAGGAGAAAAAGAAAAAUGAAAAACAAGAACAAUAUAGUGCAGUAGAGAUAGUGGAAGAAACACUAAUAAGCUAAAAAAUAGGAUUCAGAGUCAUUAAGGGAAUACAGUACUAGAAGGUAGAGAAAUUUAGUGGAAACAAAAACUAAGAAGUGAAACAAAUUUAGAGAAAUUAAAGGUAGGUAAAAUUUAGAAGGUAGAGAAAUUUAGUGGAGACAAAAACUAAGAAGUGAAACAAAUUUUGGUGGAGUAGGAGGCUAAGAAGAAGGAAACAAAGAAGAGGAAGAAGAAAUAGACAAUAGAAAACAGUGGUAAGGAAUAGAGAUGGUAGAUACACAAAGAGAUAAGGUAUAUGAUAAUAUCAUAAUAUUAUUAAGAUUCAAUAAAGGAAGACAGUACUAGAACGUAGAGGAAUUUAGCGGAGACAAAAACCAAGAAGCGGAGUAGAUUUUGGUGGGAGUAGGAGAAGGUGAAGAAGAAAACGAAGAAGAAGAAGAGGUGGAAGCAGAAGACAGUAGAGUACAGUAGAGAGACAGUAGAAGAGAAACAGUUUGCAGUGUUGUACGCGGGGAUCCAGUUGUGUGAGCGUGUGAGUAUGUGCGUGCGGGAGUGAUUGUGGGUGGGAGUGUGGGGGGAGGGACAGAUAAGCGCAGAAACAAUGCGCAAAGGACUUCUUUUGUGCCUUGUUCUCGGCGCGCUUACAACUACUGUGUUCUUCCGAGAACAGUAGGUAACCAGAGUUGGUGCUGGUUGUAUCUCCGUUGAGACAACGGCUCUUUGUCGAGAAUUUCCCUCAGGAAAACUGCCGAGUUUCCCGGGGAAAACUCUUUGUCAUCCGCGUAGAUAUCACGUGCCGCGUUACGGACAAUAACCUGCGUUACGACUGCGUUACACUGCUGUGGCCGAGUUGCAACCUUCAUAACCUCAAAAGUUGUUCGCCGGGGGUCCACGGAGAUCUUCAAGGUUUAUCGGUUGAUAAUGUGAUCAAAUUUGAAUAGUAUUGUGUUUUUAAGAGGUCUGUGUUGAACUUGUGUAAACAAUUAUUAUUCUAUCCUACUACUUACUACAAAGGCAGUUUUAGUAUAGUGUACAAAUCGUGGGUAAGGAAUUUCAAUCAUUGUAUGUGUAUGGGUGAUAUAUUUUGACUGAUAACAACUUCUAUUACUACUUCAAUAGAUAAUCUAUAGAAUAAUUGUGUACUGGAGAUCACUGAGCUUCAUUCAAGAUUUAUCGCUCAAAAUUGUGCGUUUGAAAUGUAAGAAACUUAGCCACACUUUUACUACACCAAGGUAUUUGUAGUCUAGUUAUUUUUGACUGGAAUUGGACAUCUUUGAAGGAGAUAUUCUUGUUAAAUAGUGAUUGUGUCAUAGAUUUAUUUGAGUAUACUUUUGCUACGGUAAAGUAUGUUUACUGAAGACAAGAUUGUCAUAGGCUUCAAAAAGUUAUAAUUUUUGUGAAAUCUGGAGAUUAAUGUGGACAAUAGUGUAUCAAAAGAAUUGGAAUUGUUUACUGGUCAAGAACUGUGAGUGAAUUACUUUGAAGUUACAGGUUUCUUGAGGAAAUUUGGGGAUUGUUACAAGGAGACAUUUUUUAAAAAUAAGUAAUUAUUUGGAAGUAUUGUGCUGUAGGUUUACCAGAGUGGUAAAAGUUUUAAUUUCUUGGAGGAUCGUGAAAUCGGUUGUGGUAAAAUAGCACAUUCAAAUUUACCAAACAUUCAAAAUGUAUCACGAUAAUUAAGUUUUGUUGAGAAACAAAUUCUACUCAGUGUAAAAUUGGAGAAAUUUCCAACAAAAUUUGAGUAGUCCGAAAACUGUUGAGAAGAGUGAACUUUGCCAAUAUUACAAUACAGUAUUCUGUUUAACUUCAUACAAAGUUUGUGCAAAAUAUGGUGACAUUUUCAUAUACUUCUAAAUAAAUAUUUAUGUAGGAUUCUAAGAUCAAAAUCCGAAGUGUGACAACUGUUGGAAGGUUUUUGAUAAGAUCUCAAGAUUAGGAUUUAAUCGGACAAAGAUAUUGUGAUUGUGAGAGUGAGGUAGUAGACUACUAACACGACAUUUCAUAAAACGUAGGAUCUAAGAUCAAAAUUUGAAGUGUGACAACUGUUGAAACUGAAGGUUAUUGAUAAGAUCUCAAGAUUAGGAUUCAAUCGGACUAAGAUAUUGUGAUUGUGAGAGUGAGGAAGUAGACUACUAACGUUUCAAAAAACGUAGGAUUUUUGUGUAGAAAAGUUUGAAUUCCCACGGAUUUAUUGUAACUUAUACCCUUCUACGUAGAAAUCUACAGCUUCAUACGGAAGAGGAACAGAAAAUAGUCGACGGAAGGAAAUAGAAGAAGAGGAAGAUGGAACGUGAGAAUUUCGGGACCGAAACUGCGCUGAAGCAGAGGAAGUAAUCUUCAAUUGCAUACCGAACAAUGUCCUCAAAACGGAAGUCUCCACCAUCCAAACUACAAGAAGGAGGCUCCCAGGGUGCUGGCGACGGAAUGGGAGGCCUAGGCGCUGAAGACGAUGACAUCAUCAACAACACUUCCCCUUCUCCACUGCUAGGAGGCGUGGCCAACAGUCGAGUGGAGGGAGAAACCGGUUAUGGCUCCUCCCCUUCGUCCUCUGCCGCUUCAUCGGUCGGCUCACCGUACGCGGCCAGUGGUGGGGAUGACAAUGUAGAAGAUGCACCUGCAGAAACGCGCCCCGAAGAGUGUGAGGACCUCAGGACUGUGCCCACACCUAGUAACGAUAUUCUAUUAUCUUCUAGUAUUGCAAAUACAUUAACUACAACCUCCCCUCCACCUAGUAAACGGAAAAGGUACCCCGAUAACAACGAACCCCCUCAAAUUAACCAUCAUUAUUUAGACCACAGUUUACACCCCCUUUUGCAAGAACACCAUCAUCAACAAUUGCUUCAAUUGAGUCAUCAGUAUCAUCAACACCAUCAAGAGAACAAUCAUCAUCAUCAUCAUAGUGAGGAGAAGCAAAUGCAUAAUAGUGGGGGAAAUGCCACUAUGCAUCUGAACAAUAAUAGCACAACACUGAAUCACAAUAAUUCGGUGGGGAGUGGGGGUAAACGAACCAUGGACGAUGUGUUGAAACGGUUGACAUCGAAAAUGAACAAUAGCACCAUCAGGGAAGAGAAGAGGCCGCAUUCUCCAUCCAAAACACAAAGCGGAGCCCUGGAUAACGGCGAAGCAAGCCUACUCCACCUGCAGGCGUUGGCAGCUGGGGGUGAAUCGUUCCUGGAGAAAGAGAGACGGCUGUCGGAGAUGAUUCUGCAGCUGCAGCUGUUCAGGGAGCAGCUACUGACAGAGCAGGAACAGCACAAUAAGAUAUUUGCCAAUGAGACUCAGAAACAUCUAGAACUGCAGCAGAGGAUACAGCACGAACAUAUCAAGAGGCAACAGGAACACCUUUUACAACAACAGCAACACAAAAUACAAGAACUCCAGGUAAUUUAACUUCAAUUAUCAAUAUUUUCAUUCAAUCUUCUGUUUUCCAUGAUGUGAAACAGAAUAUUAAAUUUCUUAUUCUGUUGAUCAUUUCUUAAAUUUAUUAAUCGACUGCAUGUC
Molecule: messenger RNA, 5022 nt
Organism: Nilaparvata lugens (brown planthopper)
Lineage: Eukaryota; Metazoa; Arthropoda; Insecta; Hemiptera; Delphacidae
Product: box A-binding factor-like
Exons: 4
Coding region: 3877-4911 (344 amino acids)
Source: RefSeq, a predicted model, not a curated record